This is a messenger RNA of Asparagus officinalis (garden asparagus), 1465 nucleotides long. Its product is annotated as anthranilate phosphoribosyltransferase, chloroplastic-like. Gene Ontology annotation, cellular component: cytosol. The coding region runs from base 278 to 1465 and encodes 395 amino acids. Gene Ontology annotation, molecular function: anthranilate phosphoribosyltransferase activity. Gene Ontology annotation, biological process: L-tryptophan biosynthetic process. The record is from RefSeq and is a predicted model, not a curated record. The transcript is spliced from 11 exons. Lineage: Eukaryota; Viridiplantae; Streptophyta; Magnoliopsida; Asparagales; Asparagaceae.
ACAUAUACAUAGCGAAAUCAAUAUUCUAACCAAACAUAUAAAAAACUCUUAUUUCUUUUUCUUUCUUUUACUUUUCCAUUUCAUUUUCUUUUCUUUCACUUCACCUCAAACCAAACACAGCCUCCAAAGUCCAACCGCACCUUGCAGCCGCCGCCACCCGGCAGCCCACUUCGUCCAACCGCACCUUGCAGCCGCACCAAGCAGUCUUAACGGUUCAUCCCCAAACCCUCGCUGAGAACGUUGCCAUCUCCUUGCGAUUCUCCUUCCAAUUUCUGCUAUGGCGGCCUACGUUCCCGCUUUUUCUUUAACUUUGCAUCCAAUGAAAUCGGCGGCGGCGCAUAAUAGCAAGCUACACAGCUACAGAAGCAGCGACAACAGGAUGAUGAUGACGAUGACGAGGUUGACGGCGAUGCCUCCAUCGUCGUCGUCGUCUUUGUCAGCAGCAGCAGCAGCAAGAGAUAAUGUCAGCAUGAUUUCCAAUCUCUCAUUCGCUCAAUCCUCAUUCAAAGAGUUGAUUGAGACGCUUAUACAUGGAGUGGACCUCUCGGAGGAAGAGGCCGAGGCAUCCCUUGACCUCCUUCUGAAUGAGGCCAACGAGGCCCUCAUCAGUGCCUUUCUUGUUCUCUUGAGAGCCAAAGGUGAAACCUUUGAGGAGAUAGUGGGACUGGCAAGGGCCAUGAUCAAAUGUUGCAGGAAAGUUGAAGGUCUGUCGGAUUUGGUGGACAUUGUGGGAACAGGAGGUGAUGGAGCUAACACCGUUAACAUUUCCACUGCUGCAGCAAUCCUCACUGCUGCAGCUGGGGCAAAAGUUGCAAAGCAAGGAAACCGUUCGAGUUCUUCUGCAUGUGGCAGUGCUGAUGUGCUCGAAACUUUGGGUGUCAGCAUUGAUUUGGGCCCUGAGGAUGUGAGAAGAUGUGUGGAGGAAGCAGGGAUAGGUUUCAUGAUGUCUCCAAUAUAUCAUCCAGCAAUGAAAAUUGUCAGUCCAGUGAGGAAGAAGCUCAAAGUGAAGACAGUCUUCAACGUUCUAGGUCCUUUGUUGAAUCCGGCAAGAGUACCCUAUGCUGUUGUUGGUGUUUACAAUGAAGAUAUAGUAAUGAAGAUGGCUAAAGCAUUGCAACGAUUUGGGAUGGAAAGAGCAUUGGUAGUUCAUUCAGAGGGUUUAGAUGAAAUAAGUCCACUUGGACCCGGAUAUCUCCUUGAUGUGACACCAACAAAGAUUGACAAGUUCCAUUUUGAUCCAUUGGACUUUGGUAUUCCUCGCUGCACCCUUCCAAGCCUAAAAGGAGGAGGUCCAGAAUUCAAUGCCAGAGUUCUUAGGAACGUACUUUCUGGUGAAAAAGGAUCAAUUGCAGAUGCUAUUGUGCUGAAUGCUGCAGCGGCUCUUUUGGUGAGCGGCCGAGCGGGCAGCUUGGCCGAAGGGGUGAAACUGAAGCAAGGAGCUGCCGCAGGUCUGGGUGCUGCUUGA